Molecule: messenger RNA, 357 nt
Organism: Ostreococcus lucimarinus CCE9901
Lineage: Eukaryota; Viridiplantae; Chlorophyta; Mamiellophyceae; Mamiellales; Bathycoccaceae
Exons: 1
Coding region: 1-357 (118 amino acids)
Source: RefSeq, a predicted model, not a curated record
AUGCAAUUGAGCGCGUUCGACGGGGACAAGACGCGAAAGACGCGCGCGACGGCGGAGGAGAUGGCGCGCGAGGCGGAACAGAUGGAAGAAUUGUCGGUGUUUCGAGCGGUGAGCGGGCUGGUGGCGGCGGCGGCGGGCGGGGGGCUGGUGUUCGCGCUCGGCGCGGGGGCGGUGGCGGGCGUCGCGAGCGGGUUGGCGAGCGCGCUCGGAAUGGUGCGGGAUGGGAAGGCUCAGAGAGAGCGGGAGAGGGAUCGAGAGACGCUGAGGUAUGAAUUAUCGAUGGCGUCGGGAUGGGGGAGGCAGGCGAGGCGACGAAGGGCGGAUAUUCAAGCGAAAUUGGACGCGCUGGGCGACUGA